CAGCUGCCCAAACAGCACAAUGGGAAUUGUUUGGGAAAAGCAUCCCCUGGCUCAUGUCCCUGGCAGAACUGGUUGUACCCUCACCACUCAAGACAUUGCCUCCUAAAAUGCUGGUCCAAACUUUAGUGCAGCCCUGGGAGAGAAAGAGCCCCUUGCCUGGCAGACAUGGUUCUGCUGGUGGCAGCAGCCCUGCUGGUUCUGGGCCUGGCUGUGAAGUCAGAAGCUCUCUGCUCACCCACAACCUUCUACAAGGACUGCUGGAUCCGACGCUUCCCAGGCCUCCGGAUCGACCUGCAGGAGUCGCAGCGGAGGGGAGCCCGAGUGCUGAAGGUUUAUGCAGAAGUCUCACCCCAGCAGUGCAGCAGAAGCUGCUGCCUCUUGAGCAAUGCUUCCUGCAAUCUGGCAGUGUUCUACCAUGGAGCUGUUCAUGAGCACCUGAACUGCCUGCACCUGUCCUGCCCAGCACUGGAGAGCUGCAUCGUGAAGGCUGGGAUCAACGUGGUUCUCUACAACAUCACCGCAGGGGCUGAUCCAGAUCUUCUGCUCUUUGGAAAACUGGCAUCCCCACAGGCCAGUCCUCACCUCUCCCCCAGUGAACAGGAAAGGCAGAACAGCACAAAGGCCACCAAGCAGGAGAGAUGCCAGCAUCGUAACACCACCUCCAGUUCUCUUCUGAUCCAAGCUCCAUCUUCUACCAGUAUCUACAGCUUGCCAGCCUCCAGCACCAGCCCGAGGGCCACAACCCCUGCAGUUCCUGCUCACUCCAGGGCAGAAACUCUUCCUACAGAUGAUCCUUUAGCUAGGAGAACAAGCACAGCUCCAGGAAGCAGCAGGUCAGUCCUCAGCUCAGACCAAACUGUGCACUCAACUUUGACACCCAGUUCUGCUAAGGUGUUGUCCCCCAUGCCCACUCCUCCUGGCCUCAACGGCAGCAAGCAACACUCCAACGAAACCAAAGGAUACAGCGGCAGGAAUUACACCUCGGAGAACCAGGCACCUCCCUGGGAGCCUGCAGCCCUGGGGGUCUGGCUGAUUCCUCUUGUGCUUUGCUCUUCUCUCAUCUUCCUGUGCUGCUGCACUGCUGCUUUCACAGCAGGGCACUGCAGAGGCAGGAAAGGGCACUACAAGCCCAUCCGGAGAAAAAGAACCACCUCAAGGCAGAUCAUAAAAUACAGCACUGCCAGGAGCAGCUGGUGAGCUACACUCACCAAGGGCAGCUGGUGACCAGUACAGGCUGGGGACUGACCUGCUGGAGACUGGUGAAGGGGAAAAGGAUCCUAGUGGACUGAGGGUUGACCUUGACCCAGCGAUGUGCUCUUGUGGCCAAGAAGGUCAAUGGUAUCCUGGAGUGGAUUAGAAGGGCUGUGGUCAGUAGGUUGAGAGAAGUUCUCCUCCCUCUCUACUCU
Messenger RNA from Dryobates pubescens (Downy woodpecker), 1406 nucleotides. RefSeq names its product MANSC domain containing 4 (gene MANSC4). The record is from RefSeq and is a predicted model, not a curated record. The transcript has 3 exons. Lineage: Eukaryota; Metazoa; Chordata; Aves; Piciformes; Picidae. The coding region runs from base 166 to 1197 and encodes 343 amino acids.